CGGAACGCGUCCGCAAGAGGCAUUCGACCAGUUCGAAACACGUUUGCACAAUUGUCAUUCACUCUGGAGAGUUCCCUCCGUUUUUCGAUUUUUCUUUGCUUUGAGUGUCCCGAGCUUUUACGUCCAAGCUCGUUGAGAGCACACAGAAAGAAUGGCGUCGCAGCUAGGUGUGCAGCCCUCGCUCGACACGGUGCGAGAAGUCCUGGCCGCAGCCGUCAACUCUCCCAAUCCGCCCAAUCUCGUCCCCAUCUUCUCCUCCAUCUCCGCCGAAUUCUUGACCCCCUCGAGUAUAUACCUGAAAGUUUCCGCCAAAUCCAAGUCGAAACUCUCAUUUCUUUUUGAGAGCGCUGCUACAACAGAAACAAUCGCACGAUACAGUUUUGUCGGCGUAGAUCCGCACAAGGUCAUCAAGACGGGUCCCGGCCAUGGCGAGGAGGCCGAUCCCUUACCCAUCCUCGAGAAGGAGCUGUCAAGAUACAGAGUCGCAACCAUUCCCUCUAUAACACUGCCACCGCUGACGGGCGGUGCGGUUGGUUAUGUGGGGUAUGACUGCGUCAAGUACUUUGAGCCGAAGACGCGGCGGGACGACAUGAAGGACGUGCUGGGAGUGCCGGAGAGUUUCUUCAUGCUGUUUAAUACCGUGGUUGCCUUGGAUCACUUUGCGCAAGUGGUCAAGGUCAUCACCUAUGUCACGGUGCCGGACAAUCUGGACGAUCUGCCGACGGCAUACCAGGAUGCAACUGCGCGGUUGCAGAAGUAUGUGUCGAUACUGAAGGAGAAAGAGGUGCCACUCCCUGAGCAAGGGCCGAUCCAGCUGGGGCAGGAGUACAAGUCCAACAUUGGACGGGAUGGAUAUGAGAACCAUGUCAAGAAGCUCAAGAAGCACAUUGAGGUGGGAGACAUCAUCCAAGCCGUGCCGUCACAACGGUUCGCGAGACCUACGUCGCUGCAUCCCUUCAACAUCUACCGGCAUCUUCGAAACGUCAAUCCCUCUCCGUAUCUCUUCUUCCUCGACUGCGAGGACUUCCAGAUUGUGGGCGCCAGCCCCGAGCUGCUCGUGAAGGAAGAACAAGGGCGGAUCAUCACACACCCGAUCGCGGGGACAGUCAAACGCGGCAAGACAUUGGAGGAGGACAGCGCCUUGGCGAAUGAGCUGCUCAGCAGCAUCAAGGAUCGGGCCGAACAUGUGAUGCUGGUGGACCUGGCACGGAACGACGUCAAUCGUGUUUGCGACCCGCUGACGUGCCGGAUAGACCAGUUGAUGGUGGUUCAGAAGUUUUCGCAUGUGCAGCAUCUCGUGUCGCAGGUAUCGGGAGUGCUGCGGCAGGGCAAGACGCGGUUUGAUGCAUUUCGGUCGAUAUUUCCAGCAGGAACCGUGAGCGGAGCUCCCAAAGUUCGGGCCAUGGAGCUGAUAGCAGAGCUGGAGCGGGAGAAGCGCGGCAUCUAUGCUGGGGCGGUAGGCUACUUUGGCUACGGAAGCGUGGAUGGGGACAAGGAGGUGGAAGGGGCCAUGGAUACAUGCAUCGCGUUGCGAACGAUGGUGGUCAAGGACGGGGUUGCGUACCUGCAGGCGGGUGGAGGCAUCGUCUUCGACUCCGACCCGUACGACGAGUGGAUGGAGACGAUCAACAAGCUGGGAGCGAACAUGGAAUGCAUCACAUCGGCGGAGAAGAAGUACUAUAGCGAGCAGGUCAAUGAGGAGGAUGGUGGUGAUGGAAAUGGGCGAGGGGCAACGCGGACGACGGCGCACAUUGACCUCGCUGCUGGCUAAGGUGAAUGUGGCUGGCGGAAGUGGCUGUGGAAGCGAGUGGAGGCAGGGAUGGCCUGUCUACUUGUAAGCUCUUCCAAUAAGUAGUCUACAGCCUCUGUUCACAUCCGACUGAACAUGACCCUGCACUCCCUCUGUACUGCUGUUUUCCACAUCUGAUGUAAACAGCUAGCAGGCGUAGCAUUAUAGGAGGUCCUGCAAUUAGCUUUGUAGCACGACUCUACUUAUAGUAGUAUGUUUAGAAAGAAAAUUCUAC
Messenger RNA from Westerdykella ornata, 2024 nucleotides. Its product is annotated as anthranilate synthase-like protein component I. The transcript is spliced from 9 exons. NCBI's taxonomy places the organism in Eukaryota, Fungi, Ascomycota, Dothideomycetes, Pleosporales, Sporormiaceae. Gene Ontology annotation, molecular function: anthranilate synthase activity. The coding region runs from base 152 to 1771 and encodes 539 amino acids. Gene Ontology annotation, biological process: L-tryptophan biosynthetic process. The record is from RefSeq and is a predicted model, not a curated record.